Xenopus laevis (African clawed frog) is the source of this 1440-nucleotide messenger RNA. Its product is annotated as olfactory receptor 1361. Bases 1 to 939 code for a protein of 312 amino acids. The transcript has a single exon. Lineage: Eukaryota; Metazoa; Chordata; Amphibia; Anura; Pipidae. The record is from RefSeq and is a predicted model, not a curated record.
AUGGACAGAGACAAUACUACCACAAUAAAUUAUUUUUUUCUAUCUGACCUUUCAGAAAGUCCCGAGAUUCAGCAUUUACUUUUCUGUAUGUUUCUGAUUAUCUACAUCAUUUCUAUUCUUGGGAAUGCGUCUAUCAUCUUUGCUUAUACAUUUAGUUCAGAUCUACAGACCCCAAUGUACUUUUGCCUUAUUAAUUUUUCCUUUGUAGAAAUGUGUUAUAUUUCCACUACAGUUCCUAAUUUGUUGCUGUGCCUUAUAACUGGAGAUAAGAGAAUUUCUUUCUAUGGGUGUGCCACACAAGUGUACAGCUUCUCAUGUUUUGGUGUUACAGAAUGCUUUAUUCUUGCAGCCAUGGCUUAUGAUCGCUAUAAUGCCAUAUGUAAUCCGCUUUUAUACAACACCAUAAUGAACAAAAGAACUUGUGUUAUCCUCAUAGUUGGGUCAUGGCUGAUAGCUUCAAUCAACUCUUUAAUUCACACAAUCCUUACAUUUAUGUUGCCCUUCUGUGGUUCUAAUGCCAUUGAUAGUUUCUUUUGUGAUAUGCCGCCUUUGUUGAAGCUGGCGUGUACAGACACCUUGGUCAACCAAAUUGUCAUUUUUGUAACUGGCAGCUGCAUUAUUGCUGGUCCAUUCAUACUCACAGUUUUCUCCUACGUACAGAUCAUCUCAACUAUUGUUAGUAUUCGCUCAUCUUCGAAAAAGAAGAAAGCAUUUUCUACCUGCACCUCUCAUAUAACAGCUGUUGUUAUAUUUUACGUGCCUAGUAUUUGUAUUUACUUUAGACCCAAAUCAAACCAGGCAAUGAUUCAGGACAAGAUGGCUACAGUUAUUUAUGCUGUCAUUACACCGCUGUUAAACCCUUUUAUUUACAGUCUAAGAAACCAUAAUGUCAAAGUUGCUGUGAAAAAAAUGAUACAUAAGUUGUCUGUACAGUUCUGAUUACAACGUUUUUUGGGUGUGUAAUGAUUUAUCUAAACAUUAGUAUCGAUAUAGUAUAGCCCUUACUUUGUAAUCCAGUAAAGCCAUUUUCUGGUGGUGAGUUAGUUUGUUUAUUAAUGUUCAUAUCUACAUAUUGUUCAAUAAUAACUAAAUAAAAAAUUUGGGGGUUCGAUAUUAAAAUGUGCUAUACCUUUUUUUAUAUAUAUUAAUAGAACAUUGGCACCUAAAAAGUUAGGCAAUUAUGACAUAAGUGGGAUAUACUGGUUGUGAAUGUAUAGCAUUUAAUGCAAUUGAAAAUGAAAGAUCGGUGCAUUGUAUAUACAACAAUCACACUCAAUAAUUCUCAGUCAGACUAAAUAGCACUGAUUAGGAAAUGAAUGCUCCAUUAGGCUUGAAGUUGAUGGUUUGGGUUUUUUAGCGAUCUCCAGUAUAGGUAUGGGAUCCGUUAUCCAGAAAGCUCCAAAUUAAAGAAAGGCCAUCUUUUAUAGAUUUCCUUUUUCU